This is a messenger RNA of Cariama cristata (Red-legged seriema), 2601 nucleotides long. Its product is annotated as ral GTPase-activating protein subunit beta-like. The transcript is spliced from 11 exons. Gene Ontology annotation, biological process: activation of GTPase activity; regulation of small GTPase mediated signal transduction. NCBI's taxonomy places the organism in Eukaryota, Metazoa, Chordata, Aves, Cariamiformes, Cariamidae. Gene Ontology annotation, molecular function: GTPase activator activity. The coding region runs from base 271 to 1563 and encodes 430 amino acids. The record is from RefSeq and is a predicted model, not a curated record.
GUUUUGAUCCGUGGGACAUCUGGAAGAUUUGCAUGGGCCCAGCAACUCUGUCUUUUGCCAAGAGGAGCUAAAGCAAAUCAAAAGACUUUUGUACCAGAACCUCGACCAGCUCCUAAAAAUGAUGUUGGAUUGAAAUACAGUGUGAAGCAUCGCCCUUUUCCUGAAGAAGUGGACAAGAUCCCAUUUGUGAAAGCUGACUUGAGCAUUCCUGAUUUACAUGAAAUUGUGAAUGAGGAACUCGAAGAGCGACAUGAGAAGCUGAGGAAUGGCAUGGCCCAGCAGAUUAUUUUUGAGACUUCCAUAGAUCAGAAAAGUGAAGAGGCGUGGCGGAAGAAGAGCUUUCCUGAUCCGAUCACGGAGUGUAAGCCCCCGCCACCAGCACAGGAGUUCCAGACAGCACGCCUGUUCCUCUCUCACUUUGGGUUUCUCUCACUGGAGGCAUUGAAGGAACCUGCUAACAGUCGUCUACCUCCUCACCUGAUUGCACUUGACUCUGCUCUUCCUGGGUUUUUUGAUGACCUUGGCUACUUGGAUUUACUACCAUGUCGUCCUUUUGAUACUGUUUUCAUUUUCUACAUGAAGGCAGGCCAGAAAACAAGCCAGGAGAUCCUGAAGAACAUGGAGUCUUCCAGAAUUGUUCAGCCACACUUCCUGGAGUUCUUGCUGUCUCUUGGCUGGUCCGUUGAUGUGGGGAAGCACCCUGGGUGGACUGGCCAUGUCUCAACAAGCUGGUCAAUCAAUAGCUGCAGUGAUGAAGAGGGACCUGAACAAGAUGAUCUAAUUAUUUCAGAAGAUGUUGGGGCAAGUAUCUUCAAUGGGCAGAAGAAGGUGCUGUAUUAUGCGGAUGCCCUGACAGAGAUAGCUUUUGUUGUCCCAUCACCAGUGGAGUCCCUAACUGAUUCACUGGAAAGCAAUGUCUCUGACCAAGAAAGCGACUCCAACAUGGAUCUGCUGCCAGGAAUAUUGAAGCAGCAGUCUCUGACACUUGAACUCUUCCCCAAUCAUACAGACAAUCUUAAUCCCUCCCAACGGCUCAGCCCUACUUCCAGAUCCAAGAGGGUGCCUCAGGGCCGGACCAUUCCGCCAAUGGGACCUGAAACCAAAGUGUAUGUGGUCUGGGUGGAACGUUAUGAUGAUAUAGAAAACUUCCCCCUCCCUGAUCUGGUGUCCGAGACGAGCACUGGUGUGGAAACUACAGCCAAUAGUAGCACUUCCCUAAGAUCUACCAUUCCUGAGAAGGAAGUUCCUGUGAUCUUCAUCCAUCCUUUAAACACUGGCUUAUUCAGGAUAAAGCUACAAGGAGCAACUGGGAAAUUCAAUAUGGUUAUCCCAUUGGUGGAUGGAAUGAUAGUCAGUAGGAGAGCUCUUGGUUUUUUAGUGAGGCAGACGGUAAUAAAUAUUUCUCGGAGAAAGAGGCUGGAAAGUGAUUCAUACAACCCCCCACAUGUCCGCCGAAAACAGAAAAUAGCAGACAUUGUCAAUAAAUACCGGAACAGGCAGCUGGAGCCAGAAUUUUAUACCUCGCUUUUCCAGGAGGUUGGGCUCAAGAACUGCAACCCCUAGGUCAUUAUCCUUCCAGGACAAUUAGAUCAGAGCUUGGUGGCUACAGUAAUGAAAACAGUUAAAUAACCACAACAAAUUUCCUCAGCCCUCCAGAAUUCAGGAAAUCAUAUUCUAGCACAAGUCAGCAGAUACCAUGUGGGAGGAAUGAGAAAUGAAUCCAAAACAUUGCAGUUGGGAUAUUGACUUAAUUCACCUACCCACAAAAGAUUACUUAAUUCCGGUCUUCCUGGAUGCUAGCAGCAUAAUCUCUUCACCCAAUCAUCUAUUCCAGACUAAUUAGGAACUGCCAGUGUCUCAUUCUGUGAGAGGAAAACAAUCAAAACAAAGCCAUCUCUGCAUAUAUGGAAAACAAAAUACAAACAAACCUGCCUUCAGACAUCUCGCUACACAGACGUGUAACAGGAGAAGGGAGCAGGAUCUCUCCUUUGAGGAGAGAGACUGUUUCAGAGCAGUUACUCUCCCUGCAAGAACUUAAAAGACACUUUCAGCCCCCGUUCAGAGCUCAACAGAAGAUCCUUCACUGCUUGUAACCAAUUUGUGUACCAAAAGCAAGAGGAGGAAAUUGCCUGGAAACAUCAGGUCAUGAAAUUCAUAGCCCAGAUGCUGUGUUUUACAGUUCCCUCCGUGGCUGGGAGUGAGUCCAUCUACAUACGAGAUUUCUGUAGUGCUGACAACAAACACCACCUGAAAUUACCUGACUUUCCAACAUAAGUUGUUACUAGAUAAAAGCUCUUGGUUAUGUAAAAACAAGGUUAUGAUUUUCAGGUCUGUUGCAAAAUGUCACACUUCAUUUUAGUAGCUUGAUUUUUUUUUAAAAUUUUUUUAUGCAACUGCUUAAUUUAUUUUGAAGUGUCUGUAUCACCUACUCACCAUUUCCAUAAAAAGCAUAAACAUCACUUGCUUUCCUUCCAUUGGAUUGAAAUCUGAGAUUCUGGGGCUGCCUCCUGCCUGAUAUUUAUAGCUUAAGCAGUUUUCACAGCUUCUACAACACUUUUCAGAAGCUCCUGUUAAACAGACUAAAACAACUCGAAAAGAGAA